ACAGGAAGUUAAUAUCUUAUAUCGUUUAAACUCCAUGACGGUGACAAGUUGGAAAACAUGAUUAUUAUAACCGCUCUCUCUUUGAGUUCGAGCAGUAAAUAAAAGAAAAUUUCCAAAACCAUGUGCUCGGAAAAUUAUUGCUACUUGGAACAAUUAAAACAAUUAUAUACUACAGACGUAUUUCAAAAAGUCUAAUAAGUAUUAAAUUACAGUGUUAUCACAGGGUAUUAUCAUUGUGAAUUUAAGGCGUUUUCACAGCUCAAAAAAUCAUUAGGCUUCUGAACAUUUUAGUCUCAUUUCAACUGCUGUCCACUUAAGACGAAAAAACCAUUAAAAUGAAAUUAGUUUCAACAAUAAUCCUUCUGUUGGGUGCUUUGAGUGUUGUAGUUAAAUUCUCUUUAGCAGUUGAUUGUGAAAAAACACCAAAAAAUAAUGAGUUGCGAUUGAAAAAGGAUAUGCUGUGCACUUAUGAUAAAAGCGUUCGUCCGAAUGGUGGAAGCAAGAAUGCAACGAUCGUUAAAGUGAAAAUGGUCGUGAAAUCCUAUGAUUAUGUCGAAUAUAACAAUCACAUCAAUGUUUUCGUUUGGAUGGUAAUGGCCUGGACAGAUGAUCAUUUCAAAUGGGAUCCACGGGAAUAUGGAAAUUUAAAAACAUUCUAUGAGAUGAGCGAUCAAAUUUGGAUGCCUGAUUUAUCCCUUUACAAUGGAGAGAUACAAGAGAAUUCCUGUGAGACGACAAAUUGUGUCAUAAGUUCCACUGGCAGUGUGAUUUGUGUCCCUCCAUGUAAGUACAGUGGACACUGUGCUGGAUCUUUUACUCGCUGGCCCUAUGAUCGUCAAAAUUGCACCCUGAAUUUUGGUGCUUGGAUAAACACGGGAGAAGAGAUCAAUUUCGUUCCGGCAAAAAAUAGUGUAGAAACUACAGAUAGUCUCUUAAAUCAUGAAUGGAAACUCGUGUCCAUUUCCAUGAAGAAACACGAUGGAAGUUAUGCAUGUUGCCCUAAUCAAACCUUUCCAUCAUUGAGGUAUAAUUUUAUCCUUGAGAGACAUGCAUCAAUUUUCACGGUUUAUUUGCUAAUCCCAACAAUUGUUCUAGUUUUGAUCAAUAUGAUAACUCUUUUGUUAUCUCCUCGUGGAAAUGAUCGUUGGAUUCUAAUUGCAUUGAGCUUUGUGGGACACAUACUUUUCAUACAGCAAUUAUCAUGGGUGGUUCCCAAAAAUGGUGAAACAAUACCAAAUUGUCUCCUGUUUUAUAGAGAUUCCACAGCCAUCAUUGGGAUUUUGGCCCUAAACACUAUCAUUGUACGCAUUUUAAUGGGUCUUGAGUGUGAUGUGCCUCAUUGGCUUUCAUCUCCUGUGGACAUGGUCAAGGAUUCCGCAGCAGGGAAAUUUGUUGUGGAUCCUAGUAAAAUCAAAAUGGAGAAAAUGGAGGAGGGAGCUGAAGAUGAUACGGCAAUUUUGGUUGAACCAAAAGCCAAUGAUCAUAAAAAUACGACAAAGUGGAAUUUUGUGGCCAGUCUCAUUGACCGCCUGGUUCUCAUUAUUGUAACUCUAACAUACUUUUUUCUCAUUAUUCUACUCAUUCCUGAAAAUUACGAAUCAUCUGAAGGAUUGACAGCAAUUGAGAUUGCAUCUACAAAUGUACAGCAAUAAGUGAGCAUAUUUAUUCAUGAUAUUCUCUCUAGAGGCAGAAUCCAGGUCCAUUUGGUGGCUGAGAUGGUAUAUUUCUCUUUAGAAGUCGACAUGAAUGUUCUUCCAAUCUCUUCUGUACAAGUACACCUUCUUCGUGACUCCAUAAUCUCUCAGCAGCUGCCGAUACUCGUGGAAAGAUCCUGUGUAGAGGAAGAUUUAAGAAUCUUUGAAUAAAAUAUCUUGUUUUUUUCUGUUGCUGGUAAAUAAUUCACCUUUGAACAACAUUUGUAUCAUCUACUACUUCUGCCCACAUGCAAGCUUCUCCGCCCAUUACAAGUGCCUUUUGUUCUGGUGUCCCUGGGAAAUCGACCGGAUCGCAGUCGUAGUACUUUAACCAAUCUCCUCCUGAGGAUAAAUGAUCCAGGUACCAACAGGAGGAAAGAAGUACCGGCAAACCAUCAUAUGUAAUCUGAGACAUGAGUGCCUUUCUAUCGCCGGUCCAGACCUGAACUACAGUUCCCUGUGGCAGUCUCACUUGAUUCUGAUAAACUUCUUGCCAUACAAUUGACUUGGACUUUAAAUCAUCGAGAAUAUCAACGACUUUCUGAAUAAAUUCUUCUUCCAAUUGCUCAAA
Molecule: messenger RNA, 2265 nt
Organism: Phlebotomus papatasi
Lineage: Eukaryota; Metazoa; Arthropoda; Insecta; Diptera; Psychodidae
Product: neuronal acetylcholine receptor subunit alpha-5-like
Exons: 4
Coding region: 336-1652 (438 amino acids)
Biological process (GO): regulation of membrane potential; monoatomic ion transmembrane transport; signal transduction
Cellular component (GO): synapse; neuron projection; membrane
Molecular function (GO): extracellular ligand-gated monoatomic ion channel activity; neurotransmitter receptor activity; transmembrane signaling receptor activity
Source: RefSeq, a predicted model, not a curated record